This is a messenger RNA of Biomphalaria glabrata, 4024 nucleotides long. RefSeq lists its product as uncharacterized. The transcript is spliced from 5 exons. Lineage: Eukaryota; Metazoa; Mollusca; Gastropoda; Planorbidae. The record is from RefSeq and is a predicted model, not a curated record. Bases 521 to 931 code for a protein of 136 amino acids.
ACACUAAGAAGAUUUCCGUAUUCGAUGUGUUUACUUUAGUUUCCUAUCGCUAUUUUUUUACUCGCGUAGUGUGAUGGUUUAAUAAUUGACAUCAAAGCAUGAUUUAUGAUAUAGAUCUAGUUUCUAAUGUAGAUCUAAUACAUAUUCAAAUUGGAUUUGAAUUUAGACUCAUAGAUCUAGUUUACCUAUAGACCUAGAAUCUUGUAGUUACUAGUAGUAAAUCAUCUACUCAACUGUCUAGUCAGUGACUCUCUCGAGUAGAUCUAUAGUCACAAUUUCAUUGAAUUUCAAGAAUUUGUGUAACUGUAAAGUCAAAAAGUGUAUUGUUACUUUUUUUUAGGCUCAUUACACACUGCCACAUUAAAAUUAUAAGUUAAAUAAGGUUUCAUUUUAAAUUAAGUUAACUUAUAAAGUUAAAGCUUCUAGAUGAGAUCAACUACAAAUUACUUUUUGAAACAAAUAGAUCUAGAUCUAACUAAGUUAGUAACUUGUAUACAAUUAAUUAAGUAAGGACUAUUCUAUGGCGGAAGCUAUUGAAGAGCCAGGAUAUUUUGCUGAUGAAACAACCAAGGAAGGAUAUGUUCGCUUAAAGAUCAAAAUUAAUGGCUUGAAAGUAAAAUCAGCUGGCCUCAGUAUAACCAACAAGAUUAGAGGUAUUCACAGUCACCCUGAAGGAAAGAAUGCAAUUAUUGAGAAACCUGAAUUUAACAAUAGAGGAUUUGUUCUACAUGUGAAAGGAGGUAUAGAUACUGAAAUGAAAGGAGCACAUUAUGGUUUGGUGAUAAAGCAAUUACCCUUUGACAUAGAGCCUGCUGAUUGUUAUUUAAAGGGUGAGGAUGGCUGGCUUUUUUUGUUUCUCAAGAAAAAGGAAGUCUAUCAAUCAUGGGAAAAAUAUAUCAGGGAUGGCAACUUAGAGACUGCAGUGGAUUAGCUGUAUAAAAGACAAGUUAAUUCACCUUUGUUAUUAUUUUAACACACAUUUUGUCAUGUCUGACUUUAUUUUGUGACGACUUUGAUAGAUUUGAAAUUGUAGAUUUUUCCAUUACUGAAUUUUUGAAUCAACUGAGAAUAUAAUAAUAAAAAAUAUCAGUUUAAUUGAGCAUUCAAACAAUUUGAGGUUUUUAAGAAUAGAAAAUGAUAGGGUUUGUUUUUUUUCAUGCAGAUUUUUUGUCUAAGUUUAGACCUAUAGUCCAUAUAUAAGUUGAUAUGUUAUAAUGUUCUUGUUUCUCUAAACAGGCUGUCCAUAUGUGGACCUAUGAAUUUAUAUUUUUAAAUGAAAUAAUUUUUUUGAUCAUUAAAUUGUUAAUUUUAUACAUUUGAUAUAUUUUACAGACAAAUGAAUUCAAAUACACAAUAUUUAUUAUUAAUAUACAUUUUUUUUUUAUUUGUUAAGUUCUUGUAAAAUAUGCAGUUACAUUUCUUAGUUUCUCUCCUUUUGUGCCAGUUUCAUUAAAUGUUACUGUAGUGUCUUCCCAGUAUUUUAAAGUAUUUUUUAAAGAAUCAAAAGAUGGCAGGUUAGCUUCAGUAUUUCAGCAUUAUUUUGAUCAAUUUCUAACAGAUGAAUCAUUGUUAAAAAUACUUCAAAUAUUAUACAGUUGUAAAGCACAUGUAUGACGUGAUGGUUGGCAGUUUAUUGAAAUGUUUCAAUGUCUCAAAUAAUCAUACAGUAAUGAUAAUUGGAUGGGAUUUAGGGGGGAAGCUGAUGAGGUAAAGCUCAUUGGUUUCUAUGGUCUACUGUUAAUAAGGAUGUCAUGUGGCCAGCACAAUGAUCAACUGCCUAUAUAUAUCCUCAACGUUAGUCAGGUACCCGCUAGAGUUGGGUUAACUCAGAAGCCACCUGAAAAAUCCUGAAUAAAAUUCUAGUCUUCAUUUGGAUUCGAAGAUAAGACCCUUUGGUUCAAAAUGCAGGUGCUUUACCAUUUGGCCAUCAUGCUUAUUUUAAAAUAGAUGAACCUAGUAUCUUUUAAAAUGAUUUAAUAUUAACCACAUGUGAUUGAAUUUUUUAUACUACCCUUUUUGGGGUAGCCCAUAGUUCUGGCAUGUUAAGAGCAAAAGCUGUAAUUGAAAUUAAUCAGCAACUGCCCUGGAGGUUACAGGAUUGUCUAUUCUAUCAAAUCUGUAGGCCCUUAACUGGGGGAAUCUAAGAAGGUUGGACCCAUUCAACCUUUCGGAUUAAACCCAAUCACUUUUUAGAAUGCUUAUAUUAACUCACUCUGUCUGGUAAAAAGUUGUUUACCUCUCUGACACCCAAUCUGGAAUCAAGCUGAAAAUGUGCAGUUAUUUCUUUUACAUGACAGCACAGGAAUCAAUUAAAGAAAUUAACCAAUAAGGUAAUAAGCUAUUGGUAAUUGAUUAGUUUGGUAUUUCGAACAAGGGAAUGAAAUUAUACUUGACUGCAGCAGUGAUAUAAGCUGAAUUGGUACACUUUAUAGGUCAUCGUCUGAGUCUUGAUGAACUCAAACAUGAAAUAGGACGAGAUUCUAAAAACAACAGAUAACUAUACAAUCUUCUAUGCUCAUGAGAGCUUCACUAGCAGAAUGGUUACAAUGUCGGCUUGAGGAGGUUUGAACCAUGAGUUUAAUCACAUGACUGAUCCAAACUAAUUGAUAAUAAUAGAAAAAGAAGGCUUGUCUUCGAGUCCAAAGAUUAAUAUGGAGUGUAGUAGUGCAGUAUUUCCUGUAGUUAUACAGCCGUAGAAACUAAUUGAUGCAACUAUGCUUAAUGUAAGCUUUGUAUUUUAUAAAAAUUAUUUUAUUUUCUUGUCAUAUAGAUCUAGUUGCCAUUAUUGUGAUCUUCACUGGGUGGAUGGUUUUAUAGUUUUAGCUUAUAUAUGUUGUCUACAUUUAUACGUUUUUUCUUUUGUUUUUAAUGUUAAUGAGAUUUUAUUGUGAUCCUUAUAUUGGAGUUAGGGAAGUCUUUCUUUUUGUUAUUCUUGUAUUAUCUUUAAAAAAAAAUAGUGACUUAACUUUUCUAAUUUACUGAGACUUUAAACAAUGUGCCAUAUGUUUAUUGAGUAAAUUAUGCUUUAGAAAUUUUAUGUUUUUUAUAUACCUGCGUAUAUCUGGAUGUAUUUUUAUUACAAAGCUUAUAAAAAUUUACUCUGUCUGCCUUGUACAAACUUUGUACACAUUUCUCUCAUUCCCAUUCUCAGAUCAAGUUGAAACUUUGUACACAUUUCUCUCAUUCCCAUUCUCAGAUCAAGUUGAAACUUUGCACAAUUAUUCAUUGUCCCUAGCAACACAUCAUCCAACAACAAAAUGAACCAAUUAAUUAGUGGUAAUUAAUUAAUUUUUUUUUUCUAUAGAAAAGGUGAAAUAAAUCUUUCAGUAUUAAGAUAUGUGGUUGUAAAUGUGCAGUUUUUUUUCUUUUUUAAGCUUUGUUGUUUUUGUUUUUUUGGAGUACUUUUACUUGUUAUAGUAAUGCAGACAUGAAGUUAUGAAAUUUUGUUUUGUAACUUCUUAACAGUUAUAUUUUAUUUUGGAAAAAAUUCCAAUUUAUUGAAAAUAUACAAAUUCUUACAUUCAUUUUUUAAAGGGUUUUAAUAACAAAAAUUUCUUAAGUUUUCAUCAUUUGAUAUCUCAUGCUUCAAAAAAAAUAUUUAAUUUUGAGACAAUGGAGAAGUUUAAAUUCAUGACUGCUUUAGUGUUGUUUUAUAUCCAUAUCAUUUUUAGUUGAAUGUCCUAGAAAAAAAAACUGUGCAAUGUUGCUGAUGAUUAUUAAUGAUGUCAUUCAGAUGUCAGAUCAAUUUCUGCUUUUAAUGUUAGAUGAUAUAACAGCAGGUCUAUGCAAUUGUUUUUUGUUUAGUUUUCUUACUCUCCCGGUAAUUAAAAACUAAGUGGCUUUGAUUAUAAAAUGUGAUCUCAAUUUUCUUGAUUGGACCUAAAUAAUUUCAAUUUUAUAAUUUGUUGUUGUUUUUUUGUUGUUGUUUUUUUUUGCUGAUCUUGUUUGUAGACCUGUCUGAUAAUUUCUUAGAUUUUAUUUUAAAGAUGGUUAAAAAAUAAAGAUAAUUGUUUAGAGAAGUUUU